Molecule: messenger RNA, 1270 nt
Organism: Erigeron canadensis
Lineage: Eukaryota; Viridiplantae; Streptophyta; Magnoliopsida; Asterales; Asteraceae
Product: L-lactate dehydrogenase A
Exons: 2
Coding region: 34-1086 (350 amino acids)
Biological process (GO): carboxylic acid metabolic process
Cellular component (GO): cytoplasm
Molecular function (GO): L-lactate dehydrogenase (NAD+) activity
Source: RefSeq, a predicted model, not a curated record
CAAAAGAACAAAAAAAAAACAGUUUCUCCAAAGAUGCAAAAAACCGCUUCAUCUUCAGCUUUAGGUCCAGAUGGACUAGACAUGUCACAAUCAUUUUUCAAACCGAUCCAAUAUGCAUCCCCACCAUCACCUAAUAGUCGCAACACCAAAAUUUCGGUCAUAGGUGUUGGUAACGUUGGCAUGGCUAUAGCCCAAACCAUUUUAACACAAGGUCUAGCGGACGAAAUUUCCCUAGUUGAUGUUAAUGCCGACAAGUUACGUGGCGAAAUGCUGGAUUUACAACAUGCCGCAGCAUUUCUGCCGCGUACAAAAAUAAGUGCGUCAGUUGACUAUUCUAGCACCCUCGGUUCUGAUCUUGUGAUCGUUACCGCGGGUGCUAGACAGAUUCCUGGGGAAUCUAGGUUGAAUUUAUUGCAAAGGAAUCUAGAUCUUUUUAGGAAAAUGAUCCCUCCUCUGGCGGCGGGAUCACCUGAUUCUAUUAUUUUGGUUGUUUCUAACCCUGUUGAUGUUUUGACUUAUGUUGCUUGGAAACUUUCCGGGUUUCCUUCGAAUCGGGUUAUUGGGUCUGGUACUAAUUUGGAUUCUUCAAGGUUUAGGUUUUUGAUUGCUGAUCAUCUGGAUCUGAAUGCCCAAGAUGUGCAGGCUUACAUAGUGGGGGAGCAUGGGGACUCAUCGGUGGCAUUAUGGUCGAGCAUAAGUGUUGGAGGGGUACCGAUACUUAGUUUCUUAGAGAGGCAACAAAUCGCUUACGAGAAGAAAACACUUGAGAAAAUCCACAAAGAAGUUGUAGACGGUGCAUACGAGGUUAUAGGUUUGAAAGGCUACACGUCGUGGGCUAUUGGGUACUCGGUUGCCAGCCUAGCUCGAAGUAUACUAAGGGACCAACGAAGCAUCCACCCUGUUUCGGUCUUGGCUAAAGGGUUCUAUGGCAUUGAUGAUGGAGAGCCAUUCCUUAGUUUGCCGGCUCAGUUGGGGAGAAGCGGCGUGUUAGGGGUAACAAAUAUACAUCUUACUGAUGAUGAGGUGAAACGUCUCCGCGAGUCUGCUAAGACCAUCUUAGAGUUGCAAAGCCAGUUGGGUGUUUAACUUGUUAACACAACUUUUAUAUUUUUGAUGUUUGAAUAAGUCAUGUGUUACUUAUAAAUCUAGAGAAAUGUCAUGUUAUUAUCAUAUGAUCCAUGGUGAACAAGAUGGUGUAGGCUGAAUUGGUUUGUUUACACUUUUUUUAUGUAUUGUUUAUUUAGAUUUACAGAUAAAGAUCAUUUCUGCA